UGAAUGUUGUCUAAUUUAUUUUACUUAUUUCAAUCUUCCAAUUUGGAAUAAAAAUUAUCGAUAAUAUUUUGAAAAGGUACUUUCUCCUGAUAAAACAACUGUGAAACUGUUUUCAUUAUUUCUAAUCUGUUAUUAAAGUAAAUAAUAAUUUCCAAAACUAUUUUUCCGAAAAUUCCCCUUUUUGGGAUCUUCAUAGUUUCAAUGCCAGUUUUAACCAAUGGUUUCCAUCUGCAAAGCUUCAAAGUCUUUUUACUUUGAUUUUCAUCAAGAUGAGCAAGCAGAAGGAAAUUUUAUUUUGCCUCACAACUUUCUUAAUUUCAAUCCGAUCUUAAACCUAAUUAAUUAGGCUUAAAUUACAGCUAAUUAAUUCCUCUGAUAAAUUAACAGUUUCAAUGUAGCUUCGCAGAGCAAAAAUUACCACUAAUUCUAGUAGCCAUUUCAAAAAACUAUUUAUCUCAUAUCCCAUUGACCUCAGAUAAUCUUCUAAAAUUCAAAAUAACAAGCAGUCAGCAAUGAUUCAUCAUUUGAAACGUUUCUCAUAUUUUCAAGAGUGUUAAUUUCCUUGGAAAAAUAAACUUUAAAACUCGUUAGUCGAGCGUUUGCGGUUGAAUCAGUGCUUUACAAUGACUAGUUGGCGUUGUUUUACAAAUUCGGAACUCCAAGUGGAUUUCGUGUUGGCCUACGACGAACAAGGCAAGCCGGAGCACAUCCAAAAACGCAACACUUUCGAAGCCAACUUACAAAACACCGGCCUAAUAUUGGAAAGAGAAGUGAACCAACGAAUAUACUUUGUUAAAAUUCACGUACCUUGCGAAGUACUUUGUCAGUACUGCGAAAUUCUCAAACUGAGACUGCCUAUUAAAGAUUACAAUGAACAACUUCCAAAGGAUAAUAUAGUGGUUAAAGCUGUUAAUAGUUGUUUGGAAAAAUGUAAAGUGGCUUUGGAUUCGAAGAAAUUUCCGCCCAAAAAAUAUCAACUGACUGCUGAAUUUAGUAAAGACAAAGAUUAUUUAUUCGAUGUAGAUGCUCCAGAUUUUUUUAAUGACUCAAUUAAAAUAGCUGUAGCCUCGUAUAUUUUAGAAAGGGAGAAGUUUGGCUUGGAAGAUCAAAAUAAGGGUAUUAAACAAUUAAUUUCUGAAGGGAUUUAUAAGGCUGCUUAUCCCCUACAUGAUGGAGACAUCGAUGCAACUGGUUCAAAACGCAACCUCCUAUUCCACGAAUGGGCCUCGGUAUCCAAAUGGAUAAAAUUCCAACCAAUAGACGACAUAAAAGACUAUUUCGGCGUCAAACUGGCCCUCUACUUUUCUUGGUUGGGAUUUUACACUCACAUGCUCAUACCUGCCGCUAUCGUAGGCAUCAUUUGCCUAUUAUAUGGCAUUUUAACUUUACCAUCCGACACUUUGAGCCGCGACAUUUGCAAGCUAGACAUCACAAUGUGCCCGUUGUGCGACAAAUUUUGCGACUAUUGGAAACUGAACGCUACGUGUACCUAUUCGAAAAUACAGCAUCUAAUUGAUAAUCCAGCUACGAUAUUUUUUGCUGUUUUUAUGUCGAUUUGGGCUGCAAUUUAUUUGGAAUUGUGGAAACGUUACAGUGCUGAGAUAGCUCACAGAUGGGGCUUGACAGGUUUCGACUUGCAAGCUGAGCCACCUCGUCCUGAAUACCUUUUACGCUUGUCCAACGCUAAAAAAAAGAAACUCAACGUUAUAACGCAACUGCAAGAGCCUGUAGUGCCUUUUUGGCGGGUGAAAUUACCUUCAAUAAUCCUUAGUUUUACUGUGGCUUUAUUUUGGGCUUUAAUCGCCUUGAGCGUUGUUAUAGGCAUAGUCAUUUACAGAAUGUCUUUGGUAACAUCAGCUUCUUUAUACAGGGACAGAACUGGCGUCAGAAUCUACAUAGUGCCUUUAACAGCAGGAUUGCUGAAUUUAGUUUGCAUAGUAAUAUUGAAUAUGAUUUACGACAGAUUAGCUGUUUGGUUGACUGAAAUGGAACUACAAAGAACCCAAACUGAGUUUGACGACAGCCUCGCUCUAAAAAUCUACAUUUUCCAGUUUGUCAAUUACUAUUCCUCGAUAUUUUACAUAGCCUUUUUCAAAGGCAAAUUCGUCGGAUACCCUUCCAAGUACAACAAGGUUUUCGGAUAUAGGCAGGAAGAGUGCCAACCCGGCGGAUGUCUGAUAGAACUCACAAUACAAUUGGCAAUAAUUAUGAUUGGCAAUCAGGCGAUGAACGGCGUAAUGGAAAUGGUUAUACCAUUGUGCUAUAAAAUGUACAAUACGUUUUUGAUUACGAAAAAAUUGGAAGAUGUCGAUACUGAAAAGGAGUUGAUUGGUUGCAAUCAGUGGACUGCCGAUUAUAAUUUGUCGGAUCUUGAGUCUCGCAGUUUGUUUUCGGAAUAUUUAGAAAUGGUGCUCCAAUAUGGUUUUGUUACCCUUUUUGUGACUGCCUUUCCUCUAGCACCUUUAUUCGCACUGAUCAACAACGUUUUGGAAAUGAGACUGGACGCGAAAAAGUUCAUAAAAUACUAUAGAAGACCAGUACCUCAACGGGUCAAAAAUAUUGGAGUCUGGUAUCGGGUUUUAACAGUAGUAGGACGCAUAGCCAUAGUAUCGAACGCAAUGAUUCUAGCCUUUUCAUCCAAUUUCAUCCCCAAACUAGUUUACAUGCUAAAAGUAAAUCCCGAUCACACCGAAGACGGAUUUUUAGACUUCAGUUUGGCUUAUUUCAAUACGUCUGAUUUUAAUGCGCCAGAAACCUCCCUAUAUAAUGCCACAGUUUGUCGUUAUGCGGAGUUUAGAAACCCUCCAGACGAUCCACAAAAAUACAAAAGGCCUUUAAUUUAUUGGCAUAUUUUAGCAGCCCGAUUAGCUUUUAUUGUAGUGUAUCAAAACUUGGUUAGUUUUAUUAUAACUAUUGUUGAAUGGACUAUACCGGACGUUAGUAGGAAAUUGAAUGAUAGAAUCAAGAGGGAAGCCUAUAAAAUUAAUGAGAUUAUUAUUAAAAAUGAAACUGAGAGAGUGAGAAAAAAGAGCAAUAGUGUAAGAAAACGAGACUCUGUCUUAUCAGGAAUUACAAUAUAUCAUGACGCAAUUAGUGAAGCUGGAGAUGCGAGAAGUACAAGAUCGUCAGCCUUCCUAGAUACUGUAGACGACAGCAGUUAACAUUAUAUUAAAAAAUCACUUGCCACAGUCAUAUUUACUUACAGUUUUAAGUCACAUUUGAUUUGAAAUGGGACCAAAAAACAAGUUUGUUGCCGAAAGUUGUGAUACUUUGCGUUUUGAGAUUUUUAAUUGUUAAACAUGUGGCCUUAUUUGGACCAAAACUGUUACGAGGUAAUUUAAUUUAUUUAUUUGUUUUACUGAUUUAUUAGGAACACGUUUUCCUAGCUUUAAAUAGAUCUAAUGUUUAUUUUGUAAGGUUCUAAAGCGAAUAUUUUAUCUUAAUUCAGACAUGAUGUAUAACUUUUUUUAUAUGAAAAUUAUUGACGUUUAAAUAAAUUUGUAUUUAUUAGUUUUUUUUUCUUUGUAAUUUAGUUCUCUGACAAUUACAACUUGAUUUUGAUACACAAUUAUUUUGGCUUUCCUGUUAUGCAUUAAAACUACAAAACCUGUAAUAAACUUUUCAAUAUUUAUUUUAUUAACAGAAACUAUACAAUAAAUAAUAAUUCAACAUAAUACAUAUUUAAUAUUCUGGCAAUUGAUAGUAAAAAUUAAAACAAUCAAUUUAGUAUUGAAUCAUUCUUGAAAAACAUAUAAUAAAACAACAAUUUUGUUUUCAAAAAGUAAAAAAUAAUAAUAAAUCUAUAAUCAAUCAGUGCUUUCCCCAAUAAUAGUUAUUUAAGGCAAUAUAUUCUUAUCAUAAUGUACAAAAAAUUCAACUUAUGUUGGUCAUUUAACCUCUAUCCCGUGUUUUUUCAGCAACUCCCUCAGUUGAGUAUUUUCAUUCUCCAAUGAAAAAUUUUUAGUUCUCAAUUGCUCCACUGCGUUAACUAAUUUUUUAUUUUCCUUAAUACAAGUCCCUAGGCGAGUCUCACUAGCCUGAAGCUCAAUAAUAUGCUCAAAAGCUUUAGAUAAAAUACCCCCUUUGGAAUGACCAUCAUAUUGUCCAUUCCCUUUAAGAUCCUGAGGACUUUCUGGUAAAAUUUUAGCCAGCCUCGCUAUCCAGUUGUUUAUUUUGUCCCUGCGACGCCUUUCUACUUCGUUGUGAGUGGCCCUUCGCCUUUCGUCCCUUUUUUUUACUUGCACUACAACCGAAUUUUCCAAAGUUUGGGGUCGUGGCGCUAUUGGUCUACUGGUGGUUGUGGUGUAAGAUUCAGGAUUGCCGAUAACGUAAAUUGGACCGUUUGUCAGCAUUUGUGAUGAACUUGUAGAGGAGAAACUGCCAGAGGUUGCAACGUACUCUGGAGUAUCGGGAGUGUCUUGGACUUGUAGUACUCUGUAGGUUAUCAUU
This is a messenger RNA of Ceutorhynchus assimilis (cabbage seed weevil), 4449 nucleotides long. NCBI's taxonomy places the organism in Eukaryota, Metazoa, Arthropoda, Insecta, Coleoptera, Curculionidae. The record is from the annotation of a GenBank genome assembly.